GUAAAAAACACUUCGACUACCUGUUGUAAGUUAGUUCCCUUGGCUGAUGAUCAAACCAGGUAAACUCGCGACAUCACACCUGUAAAUUGGACAGGUGAAGCAACAACGACACAACUGGAAUUGUACAAAAUAUAAUAGUUACCACACAUUAAGGUUUCUGCUUUGAAUGAAUUGCCAUCAUGAGGGGUAUGAUAAAAUACUGGCCACAAAAUACCCGUCUUUUUAUCCUUUCUAAUCUGAUGUUGGUUACCAUGGUCCUGUGUUUAACAGCUCUUUUUUUGCCUUAUUGGUUUGUCGUUGACUUCCACUAUACAAAAUCCAAUGAGCCAAUAAAAGUUUAUAUGUCAACUAAAAAACCCACAACAGUCGUUACUUCAACACAGACAACUGCAAAUGUCUCUGCCCCAGCGACUGGCAGAAGGAAACGAUCAGUAGACUGGAACUGGCUACAUGCUCUUUUGCCAACCCAAAUACAGCUGCGCUACAAACGUCAGCUUACUAAACUUGGUCAGACCUUUAACAAUUUGUAUGUUCCCGAAGUAAAUGUUGGCCUAUUUUACAUGGAAUACCCAUAUGCUGAUUUCAAGACCUUAACUGAGUUGAAGUACAAGCUGAUAUCUCUUAUACAUCUUGAGAACACUGCUCCAGUUUUAGUGGUUCCCAAAACUUUGUAUGUUGGCCAAGUCUUGUAUUCCAUUGGUAUGUUUGCUUUAACCAUGUGUACAGUUGGAAUAUUCAUAUUGGCAUGCCAAAAAUAUAGCUCCGUUACUGGUGAGAUUGCAUCUGCAGGCUUUGUGACAUUUUCAGCUCUUGCAUUAAUUUUUGGUGUGGCAUUUUCUGGAAUCCACACUGAAGGAGACAUCUGGGAUGAUUUUCCUGUUAUGAAUAGAGUCAUUCUUAACACUGCUCCGUAUGUCACUUUAAACUGGGGUUAUUAUUUUGCCUUAUGUGGUCCUUUACUGUGCAUCUUCUGUUGUGUUCUCUUGUGGACACAAGCUUGUUCAACUUGUAUGAUAGUGGAAGAAAUUCGUAGGAAGCAGAUUGCUGAAAUCCGAUCCUCAGUCCCUUAUAGACCGUUGGAACCCAGCAGAACAGGACAUAUUAAUACUGGAAUGAGGCGUGACCCUGCACCUUGGCCUAAAAAGAUUGUUGAAUCUGAUAAUGAAUUUGCAAUGUAAACCCCUUUUUAAUUACACGUUUUCUUAUAUUCAUAAAAAAAAAAAUGUAUCUUAGUUUUUAUAUUUUCCCCCCCCUUUCAGUUUCACUGUAUUAACCCUUCAUAGUAAAAGUACUUCCAUUACAUUACUUUUCUAAUUUUGUUGAGGUGCUUUUAAUAGGAAUGUACAUGGAUAUUUUCUAUUCUCCCAUAUUAAACUAUUCAUUUGUCCUACAAUAUUUAUCAAGUUUUUCUCUCGACUUCCAUUUAAGCUUGGUACACAGAUUUACUAAUGAUUAUUCCUCUUCAAGUUGUCAUAAAUUCAUUAUUAUGCUAAUUUAUAAACUAUUAUUACAGAAAAUUGAAGAAAUAUACUUCAGAUUUGUAAUAAAUUUUCAAUAUCCAAAGCUCAUUUAAUUCAUAACAUAUUCCAACUUAUUGCUUUGUUUAGAUGCAAACUUUAAAGAUGAUUUAUUUCAAUGAAUUUUUACAAACUAAUUACUGUCCAUUUCACUCGUUAACAGAUUGCUAAAUUUUUAUCAAUUUUUGUGACAAUGUAACUAAAAUUGGAAUUGUUUAUAUACAUUUAGUAUUUUAAAGUGAUUUUUAAGGUGGCCAGCUGGUAGAAUUGUUAGCAUACUUAGCAGCAUUUUGUCUAUCUUUAUAUUCUGAGUAUUUUAUCCUUUCAAGGGUCGAGAAAAUAAAUAUCAGUCGAGCACUGGGGUCAAAAUAAUUGACUUAUCCCCUGCCCUGAAAUUGUUGGCUUUGUGCCAAUUUUUAAACCAAUAUUUUCAAGUGUUUUCUAUCAUUUUCCAUCCAUGUCAUUUAUUUUAUACAAGUAAUUUUAUUAUGUAAAUAAAAUAAGCUCUAAACAGAAGCUCUGCAAUAUAUGUAACGCUAGUAGACUUCUAUAAAAGGAUUUAUAUACCAAAUUGCUAUUUUGUAUUAAACUUUAAAACGAUU
This is a messenger RNA of Octopus sinensis (East Asian common octopus), 2119 nucleotides long. RefSeq lists its product as uncharacterized. The record is from RefSeq and is a predicted model, not a curated record. The coding region runs from base 180 to 1178 and encodes 332 amino acids. The transcript has 4 exons. NCBI's taxonomy places the organism in Eukaryota, Metazoa, Mollusca, Cephalopoda, Octopoda, Octopodidae.